This is a messenger RNA of Punica granatum (pomegranate), 636 nucleotides long. The record is from RefSeq and is a predicted model, not a curated record. Lineage: Eukaryota; Viridiplantae; Streptophyta; Magnoliopsida; Myrtales; Lythraceae.
ACUCUCCUCACUCUCGUCACACCAGAAGGAAAAACUCAAUGAACUACAUAGAGAUGAGGGAUCCGGUUCCUAUGCCGCGCAAUGCCGGCGAGUCACGGUGGUCCACGGGCUUCAUCCUUGGCAUUGUCUCCCUCCUCCUAUUCAUAAUCGGCUUGAGCACGUCCAUCAACUGUUGCUACUUUGGGAAAAACCUCCGUCUGCUCUGCCUAUCUGCCCUUAACGCCUCCGAGCUCGACCUCAAACCCAAAGCCACGCACGAGGGUUCGAAGUUCAGGCACCGGGAGAGCUUGCCGGUGCUAAUGCCAGGGGAUCAGGUACCAAAGUUUGUCGGGCUGCCAUGCCCCUCUGAGCCUCCACGAGAAGAGAAGAAGAUUGUCGAAAUGCAGAAAGCCACUUCUGCAAUAACCUUAUCAACUGUAUCAUGACAUGUAAAACUAAAAGUUCGAUUGAUUUGAUUAGCAGUGUGAUUUGUAAGGAAUUACUAGGAUCAAAUAGGUCUGUAACUGUAAGUUCUUAGCGUGCUAGGUGCGUUUGAUUUUAGAGUUAAUAGUUGAGUUUUGAUUUUAAUUGGGUUGUAAUGAUUAUAUUGUUAAAUUAUGAGAAAAAUGUGAAAAAGUAACGAAUAGUUGAGAGAAA